This is a messenger RNA of Anoplopoma fimbria (sablefish), 5344 nucleotides long. RefSeq names its product zinc finger CCCH domain-containing protein 6. The coding region runs from base 475 to 3978 and encodes 1167 amino acids. Gene Ontology annotation, cellular component: nucleus. Gene Ontology annotation, molecular function: RNA binding; metal ion binding. The record is from RefSeq and is a predicted model, not a curated record. Lineage: Eukaryota; Metazoa; Chordata; Actinopteri; Perciformes; Anoplopomatidae. The transcript is spliced from 12 exons. Gene Ontology annotation, biological process: negative regulation of DNA-templated transcription.
UCGCCCGCGCAGCGCCUGACCAAUAGCAGGAGAGUAUCUGUUGCCGCCAGGUUAGAUAGAUCCUGAUAGAACUAUAUAAUAGUGGAGGGAUACAUGAUUCAGGAAUGUGCUGCAGACCUCAGAAGCCAUUUUGAGAUGAUGUCCCUGUUGAGAAACCCUAUGAAGAUGCUGAAAUCAACGAACAUGGUUACAUUUCUGUCUGUUUCUCCCUCCGUCUCCUCUGUUUCACCAUGGCAGCUGUCAACCGACGGGACAUUAGCAAAGCGGGGUGUCACGCCGUGCUCACAGAGUUAAAACGUCAUUGAUAUGAAAGAGGACAGUGUCCGUUUACUGUCUCUGUCGAGACAUGUAACACCGUGAGUUUUUUCCAGUCUGAAAUCUUCCAGCAUCUCUCACAACCCAACGUCUCCUUGAGUGACUUGAGUUAACUCACUCUUGUACCGGGGGGAGAGAGGGAGGCAGAUCCGUUUUCCAAUGGCUUCUGUGAGCCUUGUUUCCAGUCCCCCAGCCCCUGUUCUUGACAAAAACAUGACAGACUCUGAGCUUGCAGGGGAUGAAAGAGAGGAUGGCGAACUGGAAGAUGGAGAAAUAGAUGAUGAAGGGAUUGGAAUUGAAGAGGAAAACAAAGAAGCUGCAGCUGUGAAUGAAGACAAAGAGAAGGAAAAAGUUAAAGAGAAAGAAGAGAAGACUCACAGGCACUCCAGGAAAAGAUACAAAAAGACUAAAGAGAAGAGGAGGUCCAAAAGGAGGAGGCGCGACCGACAGAAACACCACUCCCCCUCCAGCAGCUCCAGCUCGGACAGUUAUGACAGUGACUACGACCGACCAGAAAGACCCAAAAACCGGAAGAACCAGGGAUCUGAUGGCCAGUCCUCUCAGCAUGGACGGGAGUCAAAGGGAGGCCACGGCAACUCACAGAAGUCCCCGCAGCACAAGAGCAGUGAUUUUGACAAAUACAGCGACUACAGUGAUGACAAGUAUGACUAUGAUGAAGAAGAGGAGGAUUAUGAAGAUGACAUGUCAGAGUAUCGGCAGUCAAAAGAUUCAGUUUCCCAGAAUCGGGGAAGGGGGCGCCAUGCCAAAGACCAGAUGAAGAGAGGAAGCAUGAGGGGGAUGAAACAACAGCAGUUUUGCCAGAGAGGGCGGGGCAGAGGGAGUGGCCCAGGAAGAGGACGCGGGAUGCUCUACAAGAACAAGAAGCUGAAGGGCAAACCGUGGGGAGGACGUGGACGAGGUCGAGGAGGAGACCAGUGCAUGGAAGACAUGAUGCCAUUUGUGUCACAGGAAGGAAAGAAUUCCUCUGGAUUUCAGAAGAAACGGCCGAUUAUGAGCAAGGAGUUUAUCAAUCAGCACACAGUAGAACACAACGGUAGAUACAUCUGCAAGUAUUUCCUGGAGGGUCGCUGCAUCAAGGGGGAACAGUGCAAGUUUGAACAUGAGCUCGUCAUACCAGAUAAGAAAAAGGAACUUUGUAAAUUUUACCUCCAAGGAUACUGCAGUAAAGGAGAGAAUUGCAUUUACAUGCACAAUGAAUACCCAUGCAAGUUCUUUCAUACUGGAGCCAAAUGUUAUCAAGGGGACAACUGCAAGUUCUCCCACGAGGCUUUGAACGACGUGACCAAAGAGUUGCUUGACAAGAUAAUUAACACUGAGGAGGAGAACGCCCGGGAGGACGAGUUGGAGCUGGAGGAUCUGAGGAAGCAGGGUAUCGCCCCGCUUCCCAAGCCUCCUCCUGGGGUGGGGUUGCUGCCCACUCCUGGUCAGAGCAGUCCUACGGACGGCCAAGGAGGGAAGAAGAUCCCCUCGCUGUUUGAAAUCAAGGUUCAACCUACUGUAGACUUGGCACAAAAAAUUGCUCUGAGCGGAACCAACUACUCCCAGAAUCAGGAUGAAGGCACCAAUCAGUUUAGCGGAGCGUCAGAGGACACGCAGAGUGGAAGUAUGGUGCCUUCAGGCUCCUCUGCUCUUCCUGUUCCUCCCUCUGGGUCACCUGUUCCCAUGGGUCACUCCACUGGACCACCACCCAUGCCACAGAGUCCCCCAGGACAGCAGCCACCACCCGGAUUUCUAAUGCAGCCACCAAUCCCCCCGGGUCCACCCCCACCCUUCCAUGGAAACCGACCCAAUCUAAAUAUGCAGAGGCCUCCGUUCCCUCCUAUUCCAGAUCUACAGAUGCUGCAGAGUCUCUUCCCUUUUCCACCGUUGGGUCAGAACCCAGUAGAGUUCUUCAGCAACUUUCUCCAAAACCAGGCCAUGGGUCCACAAGGAGUAGACCCUGGUCUGGCCUUCAUGCAGAACCUCCAGCAGCAGAUGGGUGCAGAGUCACAGUUGCAGUCUUUACCACCAGCUGUACAGAAGGCCAUUUUAUUACACCUGACACAGCAGCAGCAACAACAACAACAACAAGAGUCACAUCCAAAUGAGGCACAGAGAGCAGAGGGCCAGGAUGAUAACAAUGCAAACAGAGAUGAAACUACAAACUGGUACUCAAGCGAUGAGGAGGAUGGGAGUUGUGUUUCCUCCAUCCUUAAAUCCCUCAAGAAGCAGAGUGAGAUGCAGCAGUCUCAGUGCAAGCUCCCCCAGACUGCCCCAGUGGCUCCAGCACCGGGUGACCCUCGGCUUGUGAAGGAGAGGGCCCCACCCAGCGACCCCCGUGUGAAGACAGACCCUCGGCAGCGACCCCCUGAUACGAAAAAGGAUUCCGAUGGAGUUGCAGACCCACGGUUCUCCAGAGACCCCAGGAAGGUGAGACCAAUGGAGCAGAGUUCCUAUCGGCAACAGAGCCACGCUGUUCCUCAGAAGCCUCCUACAGGAGAUGAGGAUGAUGAAGGGGAGAGAGAACUCAAGGACAAAGCUGUUCUCAUCCCUCUAGAUGCGAUCCCUGAUGUGGUGCUGCGAGACCCUCGUUGCCAGUUAAAGCAGUUUAGCCACAUACGGGUGGACAUCCUGCUCCAGCGCCCUGCCUUUGCACAGACAGUGGUGUGGGGCCCUGAGGACCUCAUCCCUUCCCUAGUGCCCAAACAGGAACACUCAAUCAACCUGCCACUUCCACCUCUUAUUGCGGAUGCUCAGAUGAACCGGACAAGCCUGCCUGACCAUCCCCCGGUCUCCAGCCCUCCCUCUAUUGACCCCAGACUGGUAGCUGCACGUUUGAAGGAACGUAUGAGUCGAUUGCCCUCAGGAUCUCUAGAGUCCCGAUCCUCCGCUGAAAGACCUGUAGAUCCUCGCCAGCAGAAGGCUCUGGACCCCAGAAUCAAGCGCACAGGGAGUCUGGACUCCAAGCUGCUGUGCCAGAAAGUGCCCUUCUCUGGGGGAGGAGUGGUGGACCCGAGGUUACAGAAGGCCAGUGUUAGCUCCUCGCCUCAUGCUGUCCAAGUGAAGCCAGAGCCUGAGAAGCUGCCACCCUAUGCCCCUCGUCUGGCAUCCUCUGGUGGAGGGCUAGAGAGUCCCACUACGAUCCUUGGGGGCAUCAGUCUGUACGACCCUCGUAAUCAAACCGAGCAGGGUCAGAAGGAGAAAGCAGAGCCUCCCAAAAAGACGCCGAUUCUGAAACUCCAAGCUAAGAAAGACAAUACUCCGCCGCUCUCCCCGACCCAACGGAGUGGCUCUUUUGAAGAGGCCAAAAGCACAGACGUUGCCUCCGAUCAGCCUCCACCUUGCAGUUCUCCCACAGUGCCUCCUGCCUCACCUGUCAAACCCCCUGCAGUUCACAACCUCCCAAUCCAGGCGCUGGCCGGGCUAAUCAGACCCCAGUACACUGACCCGAGGCAGACCAAACUAGGAGGGCAGGGCUCUACAGGAGCACAAGAGGAAGCGGAAGAAAAAAAGCAAGAGGAAAAGAAGGAGCAGGAGAAGGAGAAGGAGGAGGCCAUGGAGGAAGAACCAAAACAGGAAGAUCCAGAAGACGAGGAAGACGACAGGACACUUAAAGAUGUGUUCAAGACUUUUGAUCCCACUGCUUCCCCUUUCUGCCAGUAAACAACCCAGUGGGGAAAUAUACUGUAUAAGGUCACAGAAUAUUUGUAUUUUGAUGAGACGUGUCUAUUCAUCUUUAUUUAGCUUUACAUAAACUUAUUUAUUUCUGUAUAUAAAUGAUCCUGUAUAGAUUAACAUACUAUCUAGUGCGCCACACAUCUGUCGGUAUGGAGAUGAAUUGUGCACAGACACAUUGUAUAGUUACCUUUAACCUAACCAUUAUAUUGUUAUGUGUGUUUUGAAAGUGUGUUUUUAUCAUAAUGUAAUUUUCAUGUACGUUUCUAAAUGAUCAGAAAAAAUAAAUUAAAUGAACCUGAAUAGUUUUCACUAAAAACUGACCUAUGAGGGUCAUCUCACAACCUGUACGAUAGAUUGUCUGGUCACUAUACAUUCAGAGAGAUGAAAUCAUCAAACAGUAAUUGUAAGAAUGCCCUUGAGAUUUUUAUGUGUUUCCUUAUUUCAAGGCACUUUAUAUUAUGAGAUCUUUCUGUUUAUGUUCACUUUUAUGAUAAGGGUUUUUUCACAAUAAGUCAACAGAUGUGUUCUUGAAUAUUUACAUUUUUAUUAACCUGACACCCUGGUUGGAGUUUUUCGAUUUGUCAACCUCUGACAUGACCAAGUCAGAUAAUCAUAAUAUGAGAAGAUUCCUGCUCAGCUGAAAAGAAAUGUGUGAUUUUGCAACAUUGCAGCCAUUUAACUGUGUGUUUUGUACAUUGUCAGACCUUUUUCAUUUUAAGUGGCCUAAAUGCUUUGUGGAUGUAAAGUUACUGUGGUGGGCUUUUCUCACUAGUUAACCUAGCAGUAAUGACGGUUAAUUAAGUAAAUGAAUAUCGGUUACUUAAUUGAAUUUGUCAUUGUCAUUCCUCAAAACACUCACUGCUCACAAACUUGUAAAUAGCGAGUAAACAGUUUUUCACUGUUUUCAUCUGAAUAAGAAAGAAGUUUACUAUACAAAGUAAGUAAAUAUUUUCUUGGUCACAUUGCAUUGUGUUGAGAUGAUAAAUAUGACUUUCAUUUUCAUGUUGAAUUUUGUUGGAUCUUAGUGUAGAUGAGGAUUAUGUGUCCUACAAAAGACGAAUACAUAAGGUGGCAUAAUGCUCCGUGGUUUGUAUUAUUUGACAGUCCUGUCUCUGUUAAGAUGAGCUGUGUUGGACUAAAACUAAGCUAUGUGUUUUUUUUUAUCAUUUUCAUAAUUCACAUUGUAAAUACCUAUUUUUUAUCACAUGUACAGCCUGUUUUCGAGUGUUUUAAAGAAAAAUGCUUUUUUGUCAUUUUGGUGGUUAUGGUUGUGAUAAUACUAUAUGACAUUUUAACAACACAUAUGCCUGUCACAUUUCAGUGAUUUUAUUAUGAAUAACUGAAAUAAAGA